Messenger RNA from Paramisgurnus dabryanus, 942 nucleotides. RefSeq names its product small integral membrane protein 15 (gene smim15). NCBI's taxonomy places the organism in Eukaryota, Metazoa, Chordata, Actinopteri, Cypriniformes, Cobitidae. The record is from RefSeq and is a predicted model, not a curated record.
UCAUUUCCGCUUGUAUUACCGUAUGAUUCAGGCUACAGUUAUCGACCUAUAACUGUUCGUCAAAUACUGAACGGUUUAUUUGCAUCUGGUGCUGACAAUGAUUGAUUUGAAAGCAUGGGCAGAAUAUGUAGUGGAGUGGGCAGCCAAAGACCCGUAUGGCUUCCUCACCACGGUUAUCCUGGCAUUGACCCCUCUGUUUAUCAUCAGUGCCCUGUUGUCCUGGAAACUCGCCAAGAUGAUAGAGGCAAAAGACCGUGAUCAGAAGAAGAAACAGAAACGACAGGAGAACAUUGCAAAAGCCAAGAGAGCCAAGAAGGAUUGAGCUGGACACCAUGAGACGUAGAGGGGUCAAAUAAAUACCCCGAUCUCUUGAUAAAUCAACUUCCAUCAUAACCCAGGACAGUUAUGACUUAUGGGAUCUGGAGCAAGACUGGGCUUAAAGGAGGCCUUUCUGAGGGAUUGAUUGAUCUCAGUGGCAGGACUGCAGUACUUUUCUAGAAUAUUAUUAAUGCAGUAAAUAAUGCUCUGCAUACUUGUGCAGUAUUCUGCAUUCCAUUUUUUACUGGUUUGUUUAUUCUUGCCAUUUCCAAGUUAAAUCCAAUUAACAGUUAAUUUAUGGUUUUUUAAUAAUAAAACAUAUUAACGUGAUUUGCCUCAAAAUGGUCUAAUGUCUGUGAUUACUGUAUUUCUAAAUCUUAUUUAACACAGACUGUAUGACAUAAUUUGAGAUUAAUUGCAUAAAACACUUAAUUUGAAUGAAACACUAAAAUUUUAAAUUUCUGUAAUGAUGUAAAAUUCUUAUUCUGCUGAGAUUCUUCAAGAAAAUGCAUACAUUGAUCCACUCCAAUGAAAUGACAUUUCAUUUAAUCAAAUACAUGGUAUGCUUUUGCAUAAUUGUAUGAAUUAUACAUUGAAAUAACAAUAUAAAGCAAUUCAAUCAUC